UCUGAUCGCAAACCCUCCUCUGUUCCUCACCUCUUAUUCUCAGACACGAACCUCGGUCCAAAGAGAAGAAAACCUUUCCUUUCUUCUUUCCUUUGCUGAUUAAUCUCUCCCCAUGGACUGCUCGUCAUCACCGGCGCAAUCCCCAAAAUUUGAUCUUGAUCGUCGCCGGAGCAAUAAUCAUCAUCGCCGACAUCGUUGAUAAUGUCACAGCCGCCGCAACCCAUCACCAAAAGCCGCCAUCACCACCACCUUGCGUUCCUCCGCCACCAACCCAGCGCCACCCUGCCUGAGCUCCUCUUCAAUGCCCUCUCGGUCCUCUUCCUCUUUUCCCACCCCUCUUCCUCUUCCUCUUCCUCCUCCUCCUCCACCGCUGCCACCGCUAAAGCCAAAGCCCUAAAGAUCCCCUUUUUGUCUUGCCACUUAAACCUCCGGCGGUUCCUCAGAAUCCCCACCAUGUCUCGCCCCUGCCCUAAGAUCCACCGCCGCUUUGCCACCCCGCAGUCCCUCUCCGACUGGCUCGAGCCGCGGCUCCCCUCCGACUCCUUCGCCUCCUGGGGCGUCAAGCCCGGCACCAAGAAUGUCCACAACCUCUGGCUCGAGAUAUCCGAGGGCGAGACCUCGCUCGCCGAUUCCUUCCCUCCGAUCCGCACCAUCAAUGUCGUCUCGGUCCAUGUCGUCGGAGCCAACGGCCGGGUUCUCGUCGAGUCGCGCCAGGAAUUGUCCGACGGCAGCAUCCGCAAUCGGUGCAGGCCCUUGUCGGAGAAGAUGAAGCCAAGCGAGACCCCCGAGAUGGCGGUGAUCAGGGCCGUGAGGGAAGAAUUGGGAUCAGUGAUUCGGGUGGAGGCCGGGGAUAUAGGGGAUGUUGUGAGGAUUGUUCCGGGAUCAUAUAAGAUGAAAGUGGAGGAGAGGAAUUCACUGUCUUAUCCGGGAUUGCCAGCGUGUUACAUGUUGCAUUCGUUCGAGGUGGAGGUCGAGGGACUGCCGGAGGACGCAGAGUUCUGCACGGAGGAGGAAGAGGAAUACGAAGGUGGAGGCGAUGCAGUUGUGGCGAACAGGGCGGUUUCCGUGAGGAGGCAUUACUGGAAAUGGGUGAGUGCCGAUUCUAUUGAAUCUUGAAUUCUAGCUCCUGGUUUGGAGGGUUGGGGAGUUUUGGCGCUUCAAUUUGACAAUUUUGGUGUCUUUUUUUGGCUUUCUUUCUUAUCUUUUCUUUAAUGUAUAUGAUAGAGAAUAAUACACGAUUCAGUAACGUAUGAGGUUGAUCCUUACGUGAGCUCGUCAAGAUGUUUGUGCUCUGGUAAUAACUUGUAUCUUCAGAUGGAGUGAUGGUUGUACGGGCCUUCUGUAGCUCAUGACGAGCUUGAUGUAAAUUCGCUCGUGACAUCUUAUUGAGUGAUAUGAUGAGCUUCAGUAAUGUGAUUCUUUAA
Molecule: messenger RNA, 1424 nt
Organism: Rhodamnia argentea
Lineage: Eukaryota; Viridiplantae; Streptophyta; Magnoliopsida; Myrtales; Myrtaceae
Exons: 1
Coding region: 202-1116 (304 amino acids)
Source: RefSeq, a predicted model, not a curated record